UUGGCUCACGCGCGACAUUGCCCUACAUGGUAAAAGCGAUUUCGCAAUAGUCUCCGCUCCAUGUUCCAAACAAAAACAGUCCGAGCUCCGACAGACGGGAUCUAACUCCAACUUUCUGCCGCCACUUCCUCCGUGUUCGUCGGCCGGUUGACUCCGCCGCCGCCCCCCCUGAAGGUUCCGUUGAGGCGAGGCGUCUCUUCGUCUUCUUCACUUGAGGCGACUCUGGUCCGACAGCACCACCUGCAGGCAACACAUCCAAAUGAGCCGGCCGUCGCAGGCGAAACUAACCACAUCUGACACCAACGGCGUGAGCGUCAUCCAGAGUCAGGCCCGCGCCUCCUCGCCCUCGUCUCCGCCGGCGAACGCAGCCGGACCACAGCGGGUCCCGCAUCUUGUCCCCGCCCACCCCUCGGCCGGAGGCGGCAAGGCCUCCGCCCCCAGCAAGAUGAAGAAGCCCCACGCGGACAAGGACAGCGACGAGUACCGCCAGCGCCGCGAGCGCAACAACCUGGCGGUGAAGAAGAGCCGCAUGCGCAGCAAGCAGAAGGCGCAGGACACGCAGCAGCGCGUCAAUGAGCUGAAGGAGGAGAACGAGCGGCUGGAGGCCAAGAUCAAGCUUCUGAGCAAAGAGCUGAGCGUCCUCAAAGACCUGUUCCUGGAGCACGCCCACAACCUGGCCGACAAUGUGCAGCCGCCGCCGGGCGCAGAGGGCUCCAGCCCCGCCCCCAACAACACCUCCACCAAUGGGCAGUGAGGAGGGGGGGGGGGGAGGGGCGGCGGGCUCAUGGACGUUUGGUAUCUGCAGCUUUUCUUCUGGUAACUUUGGAAACACGGCGUCACUUCUUCCUCGCGGCUUCUCUUUAGUUUGUUAGUGUUUUUUCUCAAAUUUAAUCCUGCGUCCACCAAAACGUCCGAGGCUCCUGGAGAACGUGGAGAAAUUAAAUCAUGAAAAGAGGAGAGAAACGGUUUUAUAAAUAUUUUAUGGUUAAUUUAUUGGGACUUGACUAAAAAAGGGCUUUUUAAUGUGAAAAGCAGCAGCAGCUUGUGUUGAUUGGCAACUUUUUUUUAAAACUCCUGGAGAAGUGUGAUCAGACUCGACACUACGAGCCGGACGGACUUUGUGUUAUUGAUCGAUGGAUGGAUUGAUUGAUUGUGAGGAGACAUGAACUGGUAUAAACGGAGACGUCGUCCAGCCAGAACUCACCAGCAACCGAAGAGUUCCACUUCCUGUGGGCUCGACCCGACGGACGGAGGUGCCGCUGGACGUCGAGACGUUGGACGAACUCUAUGAGAUGUAAAUUCUUCAAUUCCCCCUUCUUCUUUUUUUUCUAGGUUGUGUAUGUUCUUCAUUCUGCUGGGAGGUUGUUGUUUAGUUUUUUUUAAAUGUUGGUGAGGUUUUUUGAUGUUUAAAGGGCAAUUCUGUCUCUUUUUACAGCUCGUAAUUUCAAAACGUAUGAAUAAUUAAAAGAAGCUUUUUGAUACUUUACUCAGAGCAGUCGCAUACAAGGGUGAAACUGUAAACACACACAAACAGCAGAAUUGUCCUUUAGCAGGAGGGAGGGGCGUUUGAUUUCCCCAACCGGGUCACCCGGUCACAUCUGACGCACCUGAGAGCCGCAGCACGUGAGCCUUAGAACCGGUGUCCCGGAAAAACAUGGAAUCCUCGAUUCUGUCUUUUUCCAGCGAGGGGGAGUCACGACAGACAAACAGAGCAGUGCAUCAUGGGAAACGACAAACAAACUCACACAGGUCAACAGAAUCAGCUGAUGCUCUGGAAAAAGUCGGGACCUUGAUAAAAACCAGACGGAAGAGCUCCGCUCUGCCAGGUCAACCUGCUCCCGCAGGAAUCCUGCUCUCUGAUUGGCUGUGAGGUGUCCGUUCAGCUCUUCCACCAGUUUCACAGUGACGCACAGAAAUCAUAAAUAACUGAAAACCAUUCAAUAAUCAGACAUAACUUAGAGAACAAUCGGUUGAUUGACACGAUUGAUCUGCAGAUCAGAUUUACAGGCUGUCGACUUCCUGUGGACGUCACAUUCUGGAUCAAUGAUAAAGAUGGACGACGACAUAUUCUUUUUACAUCGUCAGGUUGUUAUUUUAAAGAGACAGUUACACCAGCUGAGUUCAGCUGCCGGAGCCUCAGGUGCGACAGUCAGACCCAGAGCACUGUGACCCCGCCCAGUGGAGGGGGGGUCCCGCUCCAGACAGGUGUGUGUGUGUGUUUGUGGUGCUGGGCGGAACCCAGACACCUCGAGCCGCAGCUUUAAUUAAAUCCAGGUUUAAAACCAGUACGGGGUCGUUAGUCUGCUAAUGAGGUCUGAGCAGAUCUGGACGGGCCCCACCCCGCCCCCGUCAGCACGCCGCGAGGAGGGGGGGGUUGUUAUCAGACUUUGUAAUUAUGUGAGCUUUGUGGCGGGUGUGGAGUGUUUUCCCUGGGAUUUGUCUGUCAGGAGCUUCGCCUCCCUGCAGCAGUGUUGUUGUCUGUCUGAGUCCUGCUGCCGCUCCUGAGCCGCUCUGCUUGGCCCGACGUUCCCACAGCGUUUCACAGACGUUCCCACCGCACUGUGACACGGAGCAGACGGAGUUCUGAAGGGUUUCACCUCCGCUCUCGUCUCAGGGUUCAAUUCUAAUCUCGAACCAGAAAAACACUGAUUAUAAUUCAAAGACAAGAUUGAAAGGCGUGGCCUUCGUGUCGCUACCAGCUGAUCGGCCUCGUCCCUGAGAUGUGAGCAGAUCAAUAAAUCAGAUCUCCAACCCCCUGACCCUCACUGAUGAUGUCACUGAUUGUAAAAUAUGAAUACGAACCGUUGGACAUGAAACGAAUACGGUGUUCGUUGACAUUCAAACGUUAUGACAACGUUGUGAUUGAACUUUGUUCAAACACUCAGAAGAUUCUCAAACAUUUUAAAAAUGUUAAACCUGUGUGAGACGAUCAGGGACAAUCAGCUGCUGUGUUUUGUUUACAUAUAGUUUGAUGUUACGUAACGUUGUGGGAACGUUUCCUCACUCUCUCCAUCUUUGUGUCUCAGAUCACUAGUUUGUUCACGUAUCUUCCAAACAGCAGCAGCAUGUUUCUUUGCAUGGAGGAGGGAGGGGCCUCAGAUAAUCAAUAAUCAGAACUGAUUGUGGAUUCAACGGGAUCAGAUUCUGUUGUGUUCUGGUGUGAAUGUUGCUGGGCAGCAUUUCUCUGUCGCUCAGCAUUUUUAUAUCACACAAGUGUGAAAGUCACGAGCAGCCAAAAUAAAAGAAAACUGACUUUAAAGAAAAUUAAA
Molecule: messenger RNA, 3269 nt
Organism: Scophthalmus maximus (turbot)
Lineage: Eukaryota; Metazoa; Chordata; Actinopteri; Pleuronectiformes; Scophthalmidae
Gene: cebpg
Product: CCAAT enhancer binding protein gamma
Exons: 2
Coding region: 260-754 (164 amino acids)
Biological process (GO): DNA-templated transcription; regulation of transcription by RNA polymerase II
Molecular function (GO): DNA-binding transcription factor activity, RNA polymerase II-specific; RNA polymerase II cis-regulatory region sequence-specific DNA binding
Source: RefSeq, a predicted model, not a curated record